CGCAGGAUGUCGAUGUCCCGCGUGGCGCGCCCUUCGGGAGGUGCCGAAGUGUUAUCUCCGUGCCUCGUACACGCGCGCCACGAUUGAUCGCGCUCCAUCCCCGAGAGCUCGAUUUUGGAAAAAAAACCUUCUCCCUCGCAAUUAUCUCCCUUAUAUCGUCCCUUAUAUCAUUCCUCUCUCUCCUUUCCCCGCUCGAUCCGUUCAACAAGUUUUACAGCCCCUUUGCCGGACUUUUGUAAAAGAAAGAGAAACAUAAGUAAGAGGAGAACGAAAAGAUCAAACGCGCAUUUUUUUCCGGAUCUUUUCCUCAGAUAAAAAAAAAAAGAGCAAAAAGUUCGCGAGAACACAUCGCGCGACUCAUAUGCACCCCGAGCGAUUCGGAUACGCGUGUGCGUGAGGUACGCGUUGGUGCGUGUGUUUACAACCUGUGGGUGGUGCGGCGGCGGUAGCGGCAGCGGCGGCGUUAGGCACCGAUUACGGGAUAUGGAUUCACAGUGGACCCGGGUGGAGGCGGAAGGCGGCAGAUGACGGGUCCGCGGUCGAGCCCGGCGAGAGGAGGCGCCAAAUGAAAGUGAAAACGGGGGACUGCACGGGGGUGCGUACUACGAUGUGAGAGGGAGGAUGCGUCGCCCUCGGGAGAACGACGAAGGGUGCGGGAAGACGAACGCCGGAAGGCGGAUGCCUUGAAGCUCACCCUGGGAGGGGGUCAUUUUGAUGGAGAGAAAUAUUCGAUGCCACGUAUACGAGCCAUAAAACGUUGGGAGAACGGGAGGGUCCGUCCGUGGAAUGGCGUUAGGGACGAGGCCGAACGGGAAGAAUGUUCAUUGACGUUAGAGCCCCUGUGUCCUGGCAAGGAAGCGUUUUACUUGGCUCCGAACUGGAAUCACCCGUAGGACGACGAUAUGCCUUCUGAAGGCUGCAAAUCCCGUGGAUUGUGUGCGUAAGAGGGCCCACCCUCUUUAGAAUUCCCCGUCCGUAGAGGAGCGAGGAGUUCGUUGAAGACAAAGACGAGGGGGUCGGUGCUCGAGAGGGGUGAAAGGAACGAGGAAAAGGAGGUGCGGUUGAGCCUAGGGGGUGAGAAAGCGAGAGGGAGAUAAGGAGAUAAGGAAGAUGGGAGAGAGCUCGCCGGAUCUCAGCCUCCGGCUACGCCAAGGCAGCUCCGAUUCCAGAGACUCCUUCUACAUGGACUUCGCUCAGGGUAUCGAUUCCGAUAUCGAGGAAGUGACGCGACCAGGCGACAAUAAUUCCGAUCCCAUGCUGGAAAAUCAUCUGGAGGAGAACGGGAAUGAUCUGCCACCGAUUGAGGACAUCACGACGAUCCCCGAAGAAGCCUCCGAAGAGUUAAGAGAGGAGGAGGAGGCAGCCGCAUUGGAGGCUGCGCUUCGAACGCCAGACGGCGGCGCGAUUAGCACGGAAAUCAGGAAACCGUCGGCUGCGACGCUCACGCAGGACUGGCCAGGAUUGCCGGUCGCGCUACCAUCACCAGCCUCGCCAUCCGCGGUAAUCGUCUCGCCGGAAACGCUGUCUAGACACAGUAGCAGCUCACCUUCUCGCGUUCACCGACCACCCCAGUUCGCGUUGGCCCUGCCAUGUUCCUCGCAACCGAUUCCGGCGGUCUGCUAUCCGGCGCCGACCUUUCUCGAGGUCACCGACGAGCGGAAGUGGAAGAACCUUGGAUGCGACGCCCUGGCGACCACUUUGAGCGCGUUGUACGGGAAACUUCUGGUUGUGAUGGGGAUCGCCUUUCCCAUGGCGGAAGUAAUAUCCACGUACAUACCGCCGUCGUUCUAUGAGGCUUUCUACCUCUAUCUCUACUUUGGCAGCAUGAUUUUCCUGGUCUACAUGUAUGCUAUGCUGUUCAGAGACAACAAGACAAAACCGAAGAAGCAGAAGGACGUAUGCGAUCUGGAUUCGUCGAGAUCGUCGAGCGGCGCCGGCGGUGACAGCGACACGCCUGAGAACGGAUAUCCGCACAUGCAUCCGGGACAUCCGGUCCAACAUUACGGCAGCUUCUACCUGCGAAUGGGAGCUGUCGCGUUCGGCAUCGGCUCGAUGAUCUAUUCCGGAUUGGAAUUCGGCCAAUAUUUCGAGCUGGAACAGAACACCAAGUGUCACAACAUCAUGCUGGCUCUCACACCGGCCACGAGGAUGGCCUUCAUCUUCAUUCAGAUGUACUUCAUAUUCCUAAACAAUGAGCAAAUGAAGGUUUAUCGCCACCGCGUCGUAGCGCGUUUUGGAUUAAUGCACAUGAUUGGCACGAAUCUGUCAGUCUGGCUGAACGUUCUCGUUCAGGAAACGAAACACGAGAUCCUCACCUUUUAUAAUCCGGAGAACAAUUCUCUCAGAAUUUCUCAUAGACUGGGCUUAAAGGGUGGACUUCAUCUCGGCGGUCACACUCAUUCUCAUCACGGAGAACACGUGCGACUCCCGCGCGGUCUUAAAGGACCCCAUCACAUGUUCGAAUGCAGAAGAACGAAUAUAAUGGGAUCGUUGGUGCAAGAUGCCAGCCCCUUCCUCUUUCCAUGUACGAUAGAAUAUAGCUUGAUUUGCGCGGCCAUUUUAUACGUCAUGUGGAAAAACAUAUCGAAAAUCGGAUUCACGCAGCCCACGACACCACCUGGUUCGCGUCAUCACACACACGCCUACAGGAAAUCGCCUCAUCAUUACAGCGUGGACUGCGCCCGCGCGCACAAGGGCCUCUUCGUGGGCAUACUGAUUCUGGUGCUGACCAUAAUCUCCCUAAUUCUCUUCUUCGUCCUCAUUUCGCGACCCGAGCUGGUCAGCCUCGCCGUGACCGAGGUGAACGUCUGCGAGCUGACGCUCUACGGGAUGUCCACUAUGGCGACGCUGAUCGGGAUGUUCCAGAUGCGCAAGCUGCGCUACGACGGCGGCAGAAAUCUCGAGCUCGACAACAUUCUCCUGGUGGCCGCGCAGACCGGCAUGUUUAUCUAUUCCACGUUUACCAUCAUCGGCGGUCACUUCACCCUGCAGAAGCACACAGUCCUCGUGCUGGUCACCGCCCUCGCCAGCGUCGUCCAGACCACCUGCCAAACCAUCUUCAUCCUGGAUGCGUCCAGGCGCUCAGUGGCCACCGCCGAGCAGAUACGCCGAAAGCCGGGCAGGGAGAUCGUGACAUUUCUGCUGGUGACGAAUCUAGCUAUGUGGGCGAUCAACACUCUGGAAAAGUCCCGAGCGGAAUCGCAUCCUGUGCAGUUGCACUUCUACGGCCUGUGGGCAUGGACGAUCAUCACCCACGUUUCGAUGCCGCUGGCUAUCUUUUACAGAUUCCACAGCACUGUAUGCCUGUGCGAGGUGUGGAAGCGGGCCUACAAGGUCAAGCCGACCUACAUGUGACGUAAGAGAUCCCGCGAGAUCAUAUGGAAGACCGGGGCUGCACCGCAGCGGCCCAAGAGCCAACAGUCGAGGCUUCACGCCAUCGCGGAGAACGAUCCGGCAUAUUUCAUAUGAUCGAGAGAAAUAUCGAAUCGCUGCUGGCGUGAAAACCGUCUCGAAAAGAAAGAGUUCGUCGGGCGGUGCAUCAAAGAGUAGCCAACAUCGAGUUUUUUUAGAUGAACAGAACCUUUCUAGACAUUCGAGCACGAUUGACGCGAUGAUACGUACACAAGUCAUACGCGCGAAAUUUGUAUUCACUCUUCCCAGGGUAUCUCAGAAAAGUUUUUACUAAACAGAUUCGGAGACUUCUAAUUAUAUUUGGAUAUUAUAUACGUAAAUUGAUUACUGCAAGAAGAAUGCAUCUCGGCAGAAAAGUACUCAUAAAGAAAAACUGUCACGUAAACGGUAUGUUAUUUCGUCACUUAUCGAAAGUCGGUGUCCCUAGCUAGCAUUGUACAAAAUAUAUUUCGUCAGUAUAUAAAUAUUAACUAUAAAAUUGAUAUAACGCCAUCAUCACUUCAAACCAUCAUCACUUUAUGAAAAGGAUCACCUGUUCAUCGAAUACACUCUCGCUAAAAUAACAUGCGAAAAGAAGAAUUUUAGCAAACUUUAGAAGUAGAUUGUCUCCGAAGAUGCGUGUGUUGAGAUCCCUUCGCCGAUAUAAGCCGAUUUAUUGGGAUACAAUAUUAUAUACGGUCUUCUUGACUCUUUUAGAGAUUUCAAUGUUAAUCCUCUUAUUCGCCAUUGAUAUCUGUAAAUAGCCUUUUUACCACGUUGUGCGAAACCUAUAGAAAAUAGGGGAGAUUUAUCAACCGCACGAACAUGCACUUAAUAGAAUCGCGAAUUUCGCUGCGAUUACGGGAUAUGACGCUUUCUCACAGCUUUUGCCCCACGCGAUGAUCCUACGGAGUAGAAGUGACAGCACGAGCUCACCAUACAUAAGAUUCAUUCGAUGAACGCAAUUUCUAUCGGACAGCGCAGCGG
This is a messenger RNA of Formica exsecta, 4377 nucleotides long. RefSeq names its product proton channel OtopLc-like. Gene Ontology annotation, biological process: proton transmembrane transport. Bases 1111 to 3354 code for a protein of 747 amino acids. Gene Ontology annotation, cellular component: membrane. The record is from RefSeq and is a predicted model, not a curated record. The transcript has 10 exons. Gene Ontology annotation, molecular function: proton channel activity. Lineage: Eukaryota; Metazoa; Arthropoda; Insecta; Hymenoptera; Formicidae.